Messenger RNA from Ceutorhynchus assimilis (cabbage seed weevil), 408 nucleotides. The record is from the annotation of a GenBank genome assembly. NCBI's taxonomy places the organism in Eukaryota, Metazoa, Arthropoda, Insecta, Coleoptera, Curculionidae.
AUGGGCGACGACACUGGAAAUAUUUUACCAAGUUUAUAUGAAUAUUACACCUCUGCUGAAGGAAUACACAGUGGCCUAAACUCUGACAAUCCAGAUUUCUUAUUGAAUGGUAAAAAAAUAACAAUUUUUAGUGGGGCUCUGCAUUAUUUCAGGGUCCAUCCGCAGUAUUGGAGGGAUAGAUUGAAAAUGUACCGCGCUGCGGGGCUAAAUUGUGUGGAAACUUAUGUGCCCUGGAACGUCCAUGAGCCUGAAGAUGGCCAAUUUGAUUUUGGUCAAAAUGCAAAGGACAAUGAUUUUAGUUUAUUUCUGGAUAUUGUGAAAUUCCUUAAAAUGGCUCAAGAGGAAGAUCUUUUAGUUAUAUUGAGACCAGGGCCUUAUAUUUGUGCAGAAUGGGACUUUGGAGGGUAA